CAACAAACACCCAGUUCUACAGAUCACACCGGUCUGUAGCUCAUUAUUAUAGAGCGCCAUGAGAAUCAUCAUUUUCCUUGGUUUGUUCUCUCUGAUUGUGAAUGGUGUUGGGUUUGGUGAUCCAGAUGAAGUGAAGUCAGUGUCAGUGACUGAGGGACAUUCUGUUACUCUACACACUGAUGUCGUUAAACAGAGAGAUGAAAAGAUAGUGUGGACUUAUGGACCUGAAGACACUAUUGUGGCAAAAAUCAUUGGAAAGGCCAAUAGUUUCAAGUUAUCUGAGGAUGAGAGAUUCAGAGGCAGAGUGAAUCUUAAUAAUCAAACUGGAGAUCUCACCAUCAGUGAUGUGAGAACUGAUCACACUGGACUCUAUUCACUGAAGAUCAGCAGCAACAAUAAACCCUCAUACAAGAAAUUCAACGUGACUGUCUAUGCUCGUCUGCCUGUUCCUGUCAUCAGCAGUUCUUCAUCAUCAGAAAGAUCAUCAAGAUUAAAAUGUGUUGUGUUGUGUUCAGUGAUGAAUGUGUCACAUGAUGUGAGCGUCUCCUGGUACAAAGGAAAGAGUUUAUUGUCCAGCAUCAGUGUGUCUGAUCUCAACAUCAGCAGCAUCUCUCUUCAUCUGGAGUGUCUGGAUGAUUCUUACACAUGUGUGCUGAACAAUCCCAUCACAAACCAGACUCAACAUCUCAACACUGAUGUCUGUCACACGUGUUCAGAUUCUCCUGCCAUGCGGGGCUUUGUAAAUACAUUUAUAGUUCUUUCUGUUUUCUGUUUGAUCUUCGUGAUCAUCAUCGGUGUCUGCAUACACAACAGAAGAGGUGAUAAAGACACGUCUUACCAUCAUCUUACAACAAAUCACCAUCAAGGUCCUGCUCAUAUUCCCUGAUGACUCAGUCAUAAACGAGGAAAUAAUGUUACCACACCCCUUUUUUAGAACAUCCUAUAACUUAUUCAAAAAAUGAACACUUGGACUUACUGUACAUCGACGUGAUAAAACCUGACGAAAAUAACAGAAAACAUCUUUGGAAAGAAAUAUUUGAAGUGUAAUUGGAUUUCAUAGUUUGGCUCCUGUCCCAUUUGUUUACAUGGAGAGGGCGGGGUUUAUGGCCUGUACUGCAGGCAGCCACCGGGGGGCGAUCAAAGAGCUCUUAGCUUCACUUUUCAGCACGUGUGAGGCACCCCUGACUGGAAAAAUAAAUAAAUAUAUAUUUCAAUGCUCUGAUUUUAAAUUAUAAUUAAUUUGAGACCCCCUUUUGGGCCAUUGCCCCCAGUUGAGAACCACUGCUUUAGAGGGUUUUACAAAGGUUAGGGCUGAAGGUCUGGAACUGGCCCAAGAGGCCAUAUGACUGACAGGUAAAGUAACCAAUCACGUUUCGUUUUGUGUUUAGAGGCAUGUAAAUGUCCCCACAUUAACAGACUGGUGGACAUUCAUGAACGUGUCAAAAGUUAACAGCAACAACAAUGAUUAUAAGUUUAUGCCGUGAACCUCGCACACUUUUAAGAAUUAAGCGUUUAGUCGUUCGUGAUGAAUUCUUAUUGCAACCGAUGUAAACACGACAGCUUACUUCUUAGAUCAGACGGCUUCAUGUUGUUUCCAUGUGGACCGUUGAAGAACGCGACACGCAUGUCUCCCGGAAAUCCUGUGAAAUUCAGCCAAUCAGAUGACGACUUCCAACGUGCUGAAGUGUUUACAUAAAAGUGUGUCUUGUGCAUCAGACGUUUAGCCAACGGUCCGUGAGCGUGACGUCUGAGGCUGAGACUAGGGCUAGAAGGGAUACAGCUGCAUCCAAAUCUCAUGAGAUUUUAAAUGUAGAUGUAGGGUUGGGGGUAGGAUUAAGAUGAAAACAGUGGCGAGAUUUUGCGAGAUUUGGGGCCGUAGCGGUAACACUUCUAGCUACAACCUUUGACAAACGCAGCUUCUUUUACUGAAAUGGCUGUUGGUGAGCAAUCGUAUCAGAUUUUUAGAAUUCUGGUUGAUUGUGAAAUCUGGUAGCAGCAUACACAUAGUGAGUAUCUUGACAGAUUCUCUUAUUUAAAAUAGCUCAUACUUAAAGAUUGGAAACUCAGACCUUGGGGGGGGAGGGGGGGAAUUGUGGAUGUCUUGACAGUACUUAUGUUUUAUUAAUUGUGCCUGUGUCACACAUAUAGUUAACAUAUAGAUGUGAUUGUAUUAUGUUGCAUCACACAUCAAAAUGUCACAGGCGGUGGUCACACAGACGGUAACUUACGCUGAGAUCUAGGGUAAGAAUGUAGAAGGUUGGUACAAGAACAUCACGCCAGAAGAACCAGGCUACACAACCACCUUCAAUAAACUUUUU
Molecule: messenger RNA, 2318 nt
Organism: Triplophysa rosa
Lineage: Eukaryota; Metazoa; Chordata; Actinopteri; Cypriniformes; Nemacheilidae
Product: SLAM family member 9-like
Exons: 4
Coding region: 59-886 (275 amino acids)
Source: RefSeq, a predicted model, not a curated record